Molecule: messenger RNA, 940 nt
Organism: Hibiscus syriacus
Lineage: Eukaryota; Viridiplantae; Streptophyta; Magnoliopsida; Malvales; Malvaceae
Product: E3 ubiquitin-protein ligase AIRP2-like
Exons: 5
Coding region: 138-869 (243 amino acids)
Biological process (GO): protein ubiquitination
Molecular function (GO): ubiquitin protein ligase activity
Source: RefSeq, a predicted model, not a curated record
AUUUACAAGAAUACCAUUUCUUUUUGGAGUCUGAAGAUUUUUCUUUGUCCUUUUGAGAGGCUUCACUUUUGCUGCCUGAUUUCUGCGCGCGCGCUUGUUUGUUUGAUGGGAAUAAUUUUCAGGGAAAAUACCCGCUCAUGGCAAAGUCAUCUUUUAAGGAUUCACUGAAAGCGCUCGAAGCUGAUAUUCAACACGCCAAUACUCUGGCAUUAGAUUAUCCAAGAGAGAAAGAUGGAGCACGUCUUCAAAUGCGACUCUCCUACAGUCCUGCCGCUCAGUUUUUCCUUUUUCUUGUUCAGUGGAGUGAUUGUCAACUAGCUGGUUCUCUUGGUUUGCUCCGAAUACUUAUUUAUAUGACUUACGCGGAUGGCAAGACCACCAUGUCAGUUUAUGAGAGGAAAGCCAGCAUCAGAGAAUUUUAUGCGGUUAUAUUUCCUUCUUUGUUGCAACUUCAACAAGGCAUUACCAGUUUGGAAGAUAGGAAACAGAAAGAAGUGUGUACCAUGAGGUACCGAAAGAAGGAUGAAUCUGAAAGGGGGAAACUCUCCGAAAUUGACUUGGAAAGAGAAGAAGAGUGUGGAAUCUGCAUGGAGAUGAACGGCAUGGUUGUUUUGCCUACUUGCAGUCACUCUUUGUGUUUGAAGUGUUAUCGGGAUUGGCACGGCCGAUCUCAGUCAUGCCCGUUUUGUCGGGACAGUCUCAAAAGGGUAAACUCGGGUGACCUUUGGAUUUACACGGAGAAGAGUGAGGUAGUUGAAUUAUCAUCAAUAUUGAGAGACAAUUGUAAGAGGCUGUUCAUGUACAUUGAUAAAUUGCCUCUUAUUGUCCCAGACCCUGUAUUUGUUCCUUAUGAUGUUCAUGUUCGGUGAUUGCUUUAAUAUUGGGGCUUCCAUCAUAAUUGUCUGUAUAUACAUAUAUAUAACUAGUAUGACUGUAUAAC